AGAUGUACCCUGCCAUUGAUGACUAUGUCGACACAUUUAUGAAAUUUGUGACACUGGUUGAUAUAAAUACAAAAGAAAGUGUUCAUCGCAUGUUGGAAUGAAGAGAUAAGGCGAUACUUCGUAUGAUGGGGUCGAGGGAGUUGACGAACAUCAGAGGAGAAAUCGCAUAUGACAUCGUUAGAGCAUUUUGGACUGCAGCAGGAGUGUCUUUUCCGUGUGGAAGCAUCAGAGAUCGUUUAGAUGCAAGACGAGAGGAAUUGCGUAAGAAGAUGGAAGGAGAUUCUUCAUGGCGAGUGAAGGAAGAUGAGUCAUGGGGUGCAAAAGAGUUCAAGAGUGUUGUGGAAGACGUGCUGUAUAAAGAGCACACCGACUGGUUUCGAUGUCCGAUGGGAAUUUGCAAUGCGCCUGCCACGUUUCAGCGGGCCAUGAAUAUGAUUUUCCAGAAUUUCGUACGGAAGGCUCGUCUAGCGCAGAGCAUCAUCAACUACUGCGUGAUUUUGUACAUGGAUGACAUCCUAGUGUAUUCGAGCUCCUACGAGGGACACGUGCAGCACAUUGAAUGGGCAUUGCAUGCGUUACGAGAUGCAGGUUUCAAGGUGGCGCUUGAGAAGUGUCAGUUUUUCCUCACCAUCAUUCCCUUCAUGGGGCACGUGGUGACGGACAAGGAACUCCAGCCGGAGCCGCUGAAGGUGGCAGCUGUUAGGGACGAGCUAAUGCCUACCACUAUCACGCAAAUUCGCGCCUUCCUGGGCCUAGCCUCGUAUUACCGAAGAAUUAUCAAGGGCUUCACGGCGAUUGCGGGACCCCUCACAAAUCUCCUGCGAAAGCACCAGCCAUUGAUCUGGACGUCGGAGUGCGAUCAGGCGUUUUCCAAACUCAAGGCUGCUCUCAUUUCGGCUCCGGUCCUUAUAAGACCAGAUCCCGAAAAACCCCUUGUUCUCAUCACCAACUGGCAGCCAGAGGCGAUUUCGGCGAUCCCUGCCCAGGUAUCCGAUGCCCUCAUGACAAGAGGAAAGUUAUCGGAGGUAGAGAGAUGCACAAUCUUUCUCGGCAAACUGCCAAGGGGGAAGCGAAAGGCAGUACUGAGGGAGACGCCUCACGAGAAGUUGGAAUUCACGGCGUUGCUAAAGCUGGCCAUGAAAGCGGAAGCCGAUGACUAUAAGGAUUUGCUCUGGAGAGGUAUGCUGCGCGAGGAUUAUUCAUUUUACAAGGAGAAUGGGACUGAUAGAUGUCCCGACUUCAACGACAAACCUUGGGCAGAACGACGAUAUUUGAUGGACUGGGACAAAUCCCAUCGGUCAUGGGAUAAUGACGCAGUAAUAGAGGAGAUGCAAGAGAAGAUAAAGGAAAUGGCCAGACAAAUAGCAAAUUUCGAAACAAAGGUCGGAACCACAUACCGGGACAAGCCUGGAUCCCCCUACUCUCUGCGUUGGGAUCGUCGGAAUACCGACCCGUGGAGGAGCGUCGAAAACCAUAACCCUCGCACGUUAGCUGAUUAUCACGCGAGGGAAAUAGAUGAAGAUGAACGGAGACGAAGAGACGAGGAGGAUCGAAGGCGCAGAGAAGAAGACGAUCAAAGACGUAGUGAGGACGAAGAGCGGAGGUGCAGGGAUGAUAAUAUAGACCGAGACCGCCGGCAUUAUGAGUAUCGAGGGGGAGAUUCUUACGGUCGAGGAGACAGAGCCGAGUAGUAUCCGCGCAGUCCCAGAGACCAGUACCCGCGCAGUCCCAGAUACGGUGGGGGUGCCAAAGGGUACCGGAGCCCGGGCAACUUUAAC
Messenger RNA from Chara braunii, 1778 nucleotides. The record is from the annotation of a GenBank genome assembly. NCBI's taxonomy places the organism in Eukaryota, Viridiplantae, Streptophyta, Charophyceae, Charales, Characeae.